Messenger RNA from Paralichthys olivaceus (Japanese flounder), 1847 nucleotides. Lineage: Eukaryota; Metazoa; Chordata; Actinopteri; Pleuronectiformes; Paralichthyidae. The record is from RefSeq and is a predicted model, not a curated record.
UUAUAUUAUCCUGCUUGUCUACAUGUUUCAGGCUCUGCAGUACCUGCGGAAGCUGUGUAACCACCCCAGCCUGGUCUUGACGCCUCAGCAUCCAGAAUACAAACGUAUCACUGAGCAGUUGACGGAUCAAAACUCCAGCCUCCGGGACAUUCAGCAUGCACCCAAACUCUCUGCUCUCAGACAGUUGUUGUUGGACUGUGGCCUCGGUUGUGGAGGAGGAACAGAGGGGGGCACUGAAGCGGUGGUGGCCCAGCAUCGUGUGCUCAUUUUCUGUCAGCUGAAGAGCAUGCUGGACAUUGUGGAGCACGACCUGCUGAAACCCAAACUGCCGACAAUCACCUACCUGAGGCUGGACGGCAGCGUGCAGGCCGGCCUGCGCCACUCCAUCGUUUCCAGGUUUAACAAUGACCCUUCCAUUGACGUGCUGCUCCUGACCACCCAUGUUGGUGGUCUUGGUCUGAACCUGACAGGAGCUGACACUGUGGUGUUUGUAGAACACGACUGGAACCCCAUGAGGGACCUGCAGGCCAUGGACCGCGCACAUAGGAUAGGACAGAAACGGGUCGUGAACGUGUACAGGCUCAUCACUCGGGGAACUCUGGAGGAGAAGAUUAUGGGUCUGCAGAAAUUUAAGAUGAGCAUCGCCAACACCAUCAUCAGCCAGGAAAACGCCAGCUUGCAGAGCAUGGGCACAGACCAGCUACUCAACCUCUUCACUCUGGACAAGGAUGAGAAGGGAGAGAAGGGUGAGCAGGUGCCGUCGACCUCAGGGAAGACCUCCAUGAAGUCUGUGCUGGACGGCCUGGGAGAGCUAUGGGACCAGCAGCAGUACGACACGGAGUACAACCUGGACAGCUUCAUGCACUCCCUGCAGUAGCAUCCCACGCGGCCUCCGUGUGCCGACCAAGCAGGACCUGGUCAGAGCCUGAGGAGGAACCCCACUGGUGCGGUCACCUGCCCCAAUCCCACACUUACACCUUCAGAAAGCCAUGAGGAGUCACUCAUGGGUAACCGUUACAGUACAUGUCCCAAAGCAAUAACCAAACACAGCCAAAAUAAGAACUUAAUCCUCAUGUUAGUGCACACACAUGCUGUCAGUCACAGUGUUGAAGCAUUUUCUUCCUCUGACAUCCCAUAAUUCCUUCAAAGCCUUUACAAAACUACAAAUAGAAUCUAAAGUAUGAUGACGAUGUACUGUUAGCAACAAAUGUCUUCAGUGUUAGUUAAAAGUAGCCUCAGCUCUGUUCAGUGAUGUUCCUCUGCUCUUAAUGUGCAUUAUACUUAUACUUUACAGUUACAGCACCUGGUGCUACGUUCACAACCCACUUUUUCCCCUUGCCAGAGUAUACAGUGUUAACUGCUUCAGACUCCAUUACCCAGCUGCCCCUCUACCCCCAUCACCAAGUCUUAAAAGCACUGCUGCGCCCACACACUCCUGUCAACACCUGGAUACAAACACUAUGGCAAAAGGACACGGGGCGAGAGCGCCAAGCUCACCGGAGGAACCACACGUCAUCGGUUUUCUGGAUUUUUAUAGCACCACUGGAGCUUGACAUGACUCCCUUCCUCCAGGUGGCGCUAGUUUUUACUAUGUCAGGAGAAUCCAUUCUCAUGACCUGUGGCCGUCAGAGGCUCCGGUGGAGAAUUGAUGUGUGUGUGUUGACAAGUGUAGAAAAGAGAAAUGGUGUGGGAGAGUUCUGGACUUUAAGCAGCAUUACAGAGACUGAAGCUGGUACCUGAAACUUGUCACAAGUAUUUUAAAAGAAUAAUAGACUUGUACAUAUUUCUGUAAUUGCUGCUUUUUGUUUAUGAUCGUGGAAUUGUAAUAAAUUCUACAAACCUUUGAA